This is a messenger RNA of Carcharodon carcharias (great white shark), 1921 nucleotides long. It is a transcript of the gene rbp1.1, whose product is annotated as retinol binding protein 1, cellular, tandem duplicate 1. The record is from RefSeq and is a predicted model, not a curated record. Gene Ontology annotation, molecular function: fatty acid binding. Gene Ontology annotation, cellular component: nucleus; cytosol. Gene Ontology annotation, biological process: fatty acid transport. Bases 489 to 974 code for a protein of 161 amino acids. The transcript is spliced from 4 exons. Lineage: Eukaryota; Metazoa; Chordata; Chondrichthyes; Lamniformes; Lamnidae.
CAGGAAGGUAGGAUUAGAAAGGGCACCUGGGUGUCCUCGGGCUGGCAUGGACAAGAUGGGCCGAAUGGCCUCCUUCUGUGCUGUAACUUUUCUAUGGUUCUAUAUGCAAAUAAACGAGUUUUUUCGCUUGGCUAACGGUUCGAAGAGUAUGCAAUCCCAACAAACCAUUUGAGCCGGGCUCUCAUCUUGUUAUGACAAUACAAGCACGUCUCCCUGUUUUGUAAUCUACUAAAACACGUUGAACUCUCAGUUACGUAACAUUGCAACCGGGAAUAUUCUAUUUACAAGAGAAAAACAAAUCAAAGCAUGAACUAAACCGUUUGUGAGACACUGAAGACUAUAAUAAAAGGCUGCUUAAUGAGCGUCAUUGAUUUCAGCUAAAGAGAUUUCUGAGUCUGACCUGAAAACUCAUUGCAGCAUUCUCCAAAUAAUCGGAUCAAGCGUCUCACAUUUGUGGCUGAUAAAGUGUGUUGGGCUUUUGUCGCUACAUGUUUAUUCAACUCACUGAGGACAAGUCUGCGAAGCGUGGCCGAAGCUCCAGCUCUUCUGUUUCUGAAGCCUUAGAAAUGUCAACUGAUUUCAGCGGAUACUGGAAAAUGAUAUCCAAUGAGAAUUUCGAAGAGUACCUGAAAGCGCUAGAUGUAAACAUUGCUUUGCGGAAAAUUGCAACUUUGCUGAAACCAGACAAGGACAUUGUUCAGAAGGGAGAUCACAUAGUCAUUAAAACCAUCAGCAGCCUCCGUAAUUAUCUCAUGGAAUUCGAUAUUGGCAAGGAGUUUCCUGAGGAUUUAACCGGGAUAGAUGACCGCCAAUGUAUGACCACAGUGAAUUGGGAAGGUGAUAAACUUGUGUGUGUACAAAGAGGAGAGAAACAGGGUCGAGGAUGGACUCACUGGAUAGAAGGCGAUGAACUGCAUCUGGAACUGCGGGUUGGAGAGGUAACAAGUAAACAGGUCUUUAAAAAAGUACAGUGAAGAGCCUCAGCACAUGACUGAAGACAAAACAUAAAGGAGACAUGUUGGCUAAAGCUGGAGGAUCUCUACGGUCACGAAACCCUUUUAAUACGAAGUGUAAAGCUGUUCAUAAUAUCAGUGGAGACAGUUACAUGGUCACCUUUUUAAAUGUUACAUGCAAAUAAUUUAAAUGUCAUUUUUUAUUAGCAGUGACUUGGCCAAUUAUAUUGCUCUUUGAUUGGAAAGUUAAACUAGUGUGAUCUGUUAGGUGUCUCAUUUAUGUUUCUCUAUUAAUAAUGGUUCACUAAAUUACAGUCAGUUGAAUGCUGUUUGAAUCUGCAAGCUUUUCUUUGUGGUGUGUGCUUUAUUUCUCAUUUUACCUUAUCUAUCUCUCUCACUCCUAUUUUCCUAUCUCUCUGUCUGUGCCUUUUCAUACCUAUCUGUUUUUCUAUUGCACUCUCAUUUACAAAUCUCUGUCACAGUCACCAACUUAGUUGUGUGAAUGUAAAGGAAAUCUCUUUUUUCAUGCCUCAUUCACCCAGAUUGGUCAAUGCAGACUGUAAAUCAUUUAUUGGUGCUGCCGUGUCAGAAACAUGAUUUUUGCUCCCUUUUCAAGUGUGGUGCAAUUUAUCCUUAAAGCUGCACCUUCCCAGUAUUUUUAUGACUUGAACCUUGCAACCAAAUGAAUUAUAACUAAAUUAAAUUUUAUUAGCCAGUAUAUUUCAAUUGAAUUCAACUUGAAUGUUGGUCCGACGUUGUUGUGGUUAGUUCUAUUCAAACAUUACAGUCUGCAAAGGCGUUGAGAGCUUAGAUCUGAAUUUCUACAGGUUGUUUAUUAAAAAGCCAAUUUAUAGUAUUGAAUAUUGGUCCAUUUGAUUUCAACUAAAUUGGAAAAUCUCUUUAUUGUACAAAUAGCUAUUCCAAUUAUUUUGUGACAUGAUGUAUUUUUUCUGAUCUUUAUUAAAUAU